Messenger RNA from Tyto alba (common barn owl), 1514 nucleotides. RefSeq names its product family with sequence similarity 43 member B (gene FAM43B). The record is from RefSeq and is a predicted model, not a curated record. Bases 387 to 1286 code for a protein of 299 amino acids. Lineage: Eukaryota; Metazoa; Chordata; Aves; Strigiformes; Tytonidae. The transcript has 3 exons.
CAGCAAGGAGGUCUGGCUGGCUUGGCAAAUAAUAGGGAAAAAGGGGGUUUCUGGAGUAAAAAAUGCCAACAAACCUGCAGGAUCGGCGAACUCCAGCACACACCCCUCAUGCAACGCUGACGUUUGGGGGAAAAAAAAAAAAAAAACAAAAAACAACAAACUCUUUUCUCAUUCCAGGGUGAGGAGCCAAGAUCCAACCCUCCCCAAAACCAUCCCCGCGGGAUCCUGCCCUGAUUUCCCCCCACCCAACACCUCCUCGCCCGAGCGGCUCAGCAUCCUCCGUGGGCAGACGGCAGCGGAUACGGCAGCUCCAUCCCCGCCGUACCGGGGCUCGGGAUUAGCGGAGGCGUGCGGGGCGGCCGGCGGGGCCCCUCGGCGGAGCGGGGAUGCUGCCCUGGCGCCGGAGCAAGUUUGUGCUGGUGGAAAAUGAACGUAAGUGCAAAGGCAAGAGCCUGGGGCCGGGGCUGAGCUAUGCCGCGUUGCUGGCCGGCUUCCUCCGCUCCUGCCCGGACCUCCUGCCCGACUGCCCGCUCGAGCGGCUGGGCAGCGUCUUCCGCGGCAAACGUCAGAAAGUGGAGCUGAAUAAAGAGGACCCGACGUACACGGUGCGGUACCUGGGCAACGCCGUCACCCUGCACGCCAAGGGCGAGGGCUGCACGGAGGAGGCGGUGGGCAAGAUUUGGGCUAAGAGCGACGCGGGGGCCGGCGGGGCCAAGAUGAAGCUGACGUUGGGACCCCAAGGCAUCCGGAUGACCCCCUGCGAGAAGGGAGCCCGCCGGCCGGGCCACGCGUACCUCCUGCACCGCAUCACCUACUGCGCCGCCGACCGCCGGCACCCCAAGGUUUUCGCCUGGGUUUACCGGCACCAGGUGAAGAACAAGGCGGUGGUGCUGCGCUGCCACGCCGUCCUGGUUUCCAAAGCCGACAAGGCACGCGCCAUGGCCCUGCUCCUCUACCAGACCUCCGCCUCCGCCUUCAACGAGUUCAAGCGCCUCAAAAGGCAGAACGAUUUCCGCCACGUCCAGCAGCAGCUCCUGGGCGACGCCAUCGUCCCCUUGGUCCCGCUCCGCAGGCUGCUCAACGCCAAAUGUCCCUACCGCCCGCCCGCCGAGAGGGCCCGCUGCGCCCCUCGCCUCAGCUCCAUCCUGGAGGAGGAGGAGGAGGAGGCCUUUGGCAGCGGGGCGCCCCGGGGGGACGGCGGCCCCGGCGAGCGUGCCGCCGUGCUGCGGCUGGCCAGGGAGAUGCGGGGGUGCAGCCUGCGCGGCCCCCGGCCCCCGGCGUGCUGAGCAGCGGGGUCGCCCCUUUUCAGGGGAGGAGGUGCCCUCCCCGCGCCCCAAGAUGAAGUCGGACCCUCCUCGGGGACCAGUCUGGACCAGGCAGUGGCUUCACUUGCAAGGAAGACCCUUGGGGGAGUGGGUUUGCACCCCAGGACCGCCCCCCCCCCCCCCAAACCUGCUCUUGUGCCUCCUCCGCAGCGGCCAUAAUAAAGUUAAUGUGUGUUUUCUGCCAUGUAA